AACGCCGCUCGCGGUCGGAAUCGAAUUUACAGCUUGACGUUUGUGUUGUGUCCGUGUUUGUUUUGUGUUUUGUUUCGAUCGUCGGCAUGUUCAGUGCUGUUUUACGCAAGAGGUUCUCUAAAGUUUAGAAAAUAUGUCGAAUUUCCUGCAAUCUGCGUUACUUCAAUCCCGGCUCCCACUGGUUUGCUUCAAGCGAUUCCGGGGGAAAAUCAACAUCCAGAGGCCCCGGCCGCCGCAUUAUGAAAGAGCUCGCGUCCUCGAUGUGGUGAAGCCCAUCUACAAAAAGCCGGAUUUCAAUGCUCCGUGCGUGGAAGCGGGGCGAACGAAAGCCGCCCAGGAAGUGGAGAACCCGUACGAGCGGAUUAUCGCUCGUGAAGUGCGCAACUGGCUGGACCAUAGCAAGAUGGUGGCCUUCAUUCAUUUGAAUUCGAUCAAGCAGGAAGACUUCUUCAAAGUGCAAGUGGCCCUCCACCGGCAUCAGAUGAGCGUAAAAAUCUACGGUAAAUCUAUUAUCCGACAAGCAGUGGAGGGAACCAAAUUUGAAGCCAUUCAGCCACUGUUCGACGUAAAGACGGCCCUCAUUUUCUGCCCGGAUGAAUCCAAAAUCCGCCAGCUGUUGGCUGUGCUCAAGAAGACGCCCCAGUUUGUGCUGAUGGCCGGAAUCAUCCAGGGCCAGUUUCUGAGUAAAAAGGAGUUCAUGGGCUUUGCCUCGUUGCCGGAUUUGACGACUGCGAGGGCACAGCUGGCCGCGGUGUUGGAAAGUGCCGGGGCCAAGAUUGUGAGCGACCUCGAGUGUCACCAGAAUCAGUUGGUCAAUGUGCUGGAAUCGUACGUGCGACACGAGAAUGAGAAAUCCGGUGCCAGCCAGGAGAGCAGUAAAGCUCCGGAAGGAACCGAAGGGUGAAUUGGGAGAGUAUUUCGCUUGUUGAAAUAGUGUAAUAAAUUUGAUUUAAACUGA
Aedes albopictus (Asian tiger mosquito) is the source of this 958-nucleotide messenger RNA. It is a transcript of the gene mRpL10, whose product is annotated as large ribosomal subunit protein uL10m. NCBI's taxonomy places the organism in Eukaryota, Metazoa, Arthropoda, Insecta, Diptera, Culicidae. Gene Ontology annotation, biological process: translation. Gene Ontology annotation, cellular component: mitochondrial large ribosomal subunit. The transcript is spliced from 2 exons. Gene Ontology annotation, molecular function: structural constituent of ribosome. Bases 134 to 904 code for a protein of 256 amino acids. The record is from RefSeq and is a predicted model, not a curated record.